GGUCUCCCAGCGGUCCCCUAGCGGUCCCUAAACGAUCGCAGCGCAAGGGAGUUUAGUUGGGCGGCGCUUGGCUUGGCAAGGGCACCUCGGGCGAUCCCUGUAUGGCCAUAAUUGGCGCCCUCAGCCGUACAUGGAGAGUAGUCAGCGAGCGCUGCCGGGUUAUAGGCACGGGACUGGUGAUGUAAGACCGCCGGAACUCGGGAAGACAAGCACUUCUCUCGUGAGAGGAGAGUCACACCCUACAAGAGGGCAAACCAGACAGACUGAGUAAGACAUCAGUGUUGGAGUAUGUGUGAAAGAGACUGAAGAAACACAGCCUGCGCUACUAUGGAACUGUUCUCACUCAUUCAAGCUACUCUUCUGGUCCUGGCGUUCGCUAAAGGCUGUGCAGCAGUAGAAGAUGAGGGCCAUGAAGUCAGGUUGAUGCAGGAUCUGUUUGCUGACUACAACUCCUUUCCCCGACCCGUCUCCAACACGACUCACAUUGUCAGCGUCAAGUUCGGGCUGUCGCUCUCCCAGAUAGUCGGACUGAACAUGAAGGACCAGGUGAUGACGACAAGUGUGUGGCUGAAGCAGGUCUGGGAAGACUACAAGCUGAAGUGGGAUCCCGCAGAGUAUGAUGGGAUCACGCGGAUCAAGGUGCCCGUGGACAUGAUCUGGAUCCCAGAUGUGCUGCUCUACAACAAUGCUGAUGGAAAGUUUGAGGUUUCUUCCUUCACCAAAGCGACGUUGUUCUACAAUGGAACGGUAGUGUGGACGCCAGCGGGAAUCUACAAGUCCUACUGUUACAUCGACGUGACGUAUUUCCCGUUCGACCGGCAAAACUGUUCCAUGAAGUUCGGCACCUGGACAUACGACGCCACUGUGGUCGACAUGGUCCCCAUAGAGCCCGUGGUGGACCUGUCUAACUUCCUAGAGAACGGGGAGUUCGUCAUCACCAGCGCGCCUCUCUACAGACACGUGCUGUCCUACGAGUGUUGUCCUCCGUACGUGGACAUCACCGCGUACAUCGUUCUGGAGAGACUUCCUCUUUACUUCACUGUGAACUUGCUCAUUCCCUGCCUCCUGUUCACGUUCCUGUCACUACUGGUGUUCUAUCUACCGUCUAAAGCGUGCGAGAAGAUCACGCUGUGUAUCUCGAUUCUGCUAUCGUUAGCUGUGUUCCUAUUGGUGGUGGUGAAGAUCAUCCCGUCCACGUCAUUGGCUGUGCCGUUGCUAGGGAAGUACCUGCUCUUGACGACGGUGUGCGUGAUUUUGUCUGUGGUGGUUACGACUGUGGUGCUGCAUCUGAGCGACAGGACAGACCCCAUGCCAGGGUGGGCCAGGAAGGUUUUACUACAACUCCUGCCUCGGAUGCUCUGCAUGACCAGACCAGGCAGCAGCAAAGUUAGUGAGAUGCUGCUGAACAGUCAGGCAGAUGUGCUGGACGAAUUUCCCGAGGGAGAGACUGUGUACGCCAGCAUCAGGCCCAGGGGAAGCCCCAGGUUGACGCGUAACCUGCAGCUGCACAGGCAGGAACAACACUACACCCCUCCUGAACUUCGGGCCACCGUGGAAAACAUCAACUCUAUCGCCAAGAGCCUCCGGGGUGACAUGCUGCACUCAUCGUUAUCCGAUGAUUGGCAGUAUGCAGCCCUGGUGCUGGACCGAUUCUUCAUGUGGUUCUUCUUCCUGGUCUCCCUGAUCGGCUCCCUUCUCAUCUUCCUGCCGCCCUUUGUGUUUGACAGGUCGGUCGUCAUAUCCUACUGAAUUGUCGUAUAUCCGACUUAUCUGACAACGAGCUGUCAUAAAAUCUGAUUGCUCACCACCAAACGGCUUGCACAGUGCUGCAUUACUAAUGGACCAACCAACAUGCCUGUACGAACUUGUCUGCAGCUCAUAUCAUACUGAACUGUCAGAAAAUCUGACACUGAGACUCUGACAUCGAGCUGUCGUAAUAUCUUGCCUUCCCCAUUGCUCACCACCAACAAACGGCAAGGACUUGCACACUAACGGAACCACAUGCUACAAACUUAUUGUCUGGAACUGCUCACCAUCACCAAAUGGCUUGGACCUGCGCAGUACUGCAUUACUAAUGGACCAACCAACAUGCCUGUGCGAACUCAUUGAAGCUUUCUUCACUCACGCUGAGAUGCACAACUUCUUCACAGCAUUGCCUUCACUGCUCAUUGGUUAAGACAACUAACCAAUAGGGGUUGAUGUUACAAAAACUCAGUGAAGACUGACCAAUCACAGAUAGGAAGACAUGGCAACUUUCGAGUAAAAAGGAGAGAGGACGUCACUGAUGGGACAAUGUCGACAGGUGACGAACCAAUAGUAGAAGACGUUACAAACCACAUGUAAGGAUAGACCAAUGACGUCCAGGAAGACAUGUUGACAAUGAUACAAUGAAAGAAUGACGCUAUGACACAAUGUCACCUUCAGACAUGGACUGUCUCUUAUUGAACUUAAAGUAACAAAAAGACAAAGAAGACUUCAAUAGUCAUCUGGCAUGCACAACUUUUAGAUUAUGUGAUCAUAUAUUUAAAAAGUGCACCUCAUUUCGUAUUGAAUGACACAAAAUAACUGCUAUAUAUCUAAUACGUUAACAUCAGUUGACAAUGUGCCAAGAAUUUGCUGUGCCAAAUGUACAUGUACAUAUAUAUUCAUCGCCAUUGAGUUCUGUGAUAUAUAGAAGCUCCAUGAAAUGUCGAAGGUAAGUUUUAUCAUUAGAGGCCAACCCGCCCGCUUGAUGGAGUUUAUAAUGGCAGGGUAGGACUAGCCUCUACCAGGCUUCAGGAGGCGGUCAGGUGCAGCAAACAGUUCUCUCAAGCGGACCAACUCC
Messenger RNA from Branchiostoma belcheri (Belcher's lancelet), 2824 nucleotides. RefSeq names its product neuronal acetylcholine receptor subunit alpha-4-like. Gene Ontology annotation, molecular function: acetylcholine-gated monoatomic cation-selective channel activity; transmembrane signaling receptor activity. NCBI's taxonomy places the organism in Eukaryota, Metazoa, Chordata, Leptocardii, Amphioxiformes, Branchiostomatidae. The transcript is spliced from 9 exons. Gene Ontology annotation, biological process: nervous system process; monoatomic ion transmembrane transport; signal transduction. Gene Ontology annotation, cellular component: postsynaptic membrane; synapse; neuron projection. The record is from RefSeq and is a predicted model, not a curated record. Bases 328 to 1749 code for a protein of 473 amino acids.